AUGGCUUCACGAUCGCUUCUCGCCGCUGCCCUUUUGGGUACCGCUGUCUUUGCUGUCCCCAUCGAGGAGAGACAGUCUUGCGGAGCCGCUUGGACUCAAUGCGGUGGCAACAACUGGAGCGGCCCUACGUGCUGUGUCUCCGGCAGCAGCUGUGUCGUCAACAAUGAAUGGUACAGCCAGUGCAUUCCCGGCGCUGCCCCUCCUGCUGGCACUUCCACUGCUGCUACCACGACUGCUCGCAGCAGCUCGUCCGCGGCGGUCGUCACCCCUUCCCGGACCUCUUCCACCGCCGGCGUCGUCACCACCACUAGCCGCGCCAGCUCCGGCACCACCCCCGGCCCUACUGGCGGCGCUACCUACACCGGCAACCCCUUCGCUGGUGUUGACCUCUGGGCCAACUCCUACUACGCCUCCGAGAUUUCGACCCUCGCCAUUCCGUCUCUGAGCCCCGCCCUGGCUACCGCUGCCGCCAAGGUUGCCAAGGUUCCCACCUUCAUGUGGAUGGACACUCGUGCCAAGGUCCCCUUGGUUGAGUCCACUCUGGCCGACAUCCGCCGCGCCAACCAAGCUGGCGGCAACUACGCUGGACAGUUUGUCGUCUAUGAUCUUCCCGACCGUGACUGUGCUGCCGCUGCCUCCAACGGAGAGUUCGCCAUCGCCAACGGUGGUGUUGCCAAGUACAAGGAGUACAUCGACGCCAUCCGCACCAUGCUUCUCAAGUACUCUGACAUCCGCACCCUGCUCGUUAUUGAGCCCGACUCCCUUGCCAACCUCGUCACCAACUUGAACGUCCCCAAGUGCGCUGGCGCCCAAGCGGCUUACCUCGAGUGCACCGACUACGCCAUCAGACAGCUCAACCUUCCCCACGUCGCCAUGUACCUCGACGGUGGCCACGCUGGCUGGCUCGGCUGGCCCGCCAACCUCCCUCCCGCUGCUCAGAUGUACGCCAAGGUGUUCAAGGACGCCGGAAGCCCCAAGGCUCUCCGCGGUCUUGUGACCAACGUGGCAAACUACAACGCCUGGAGCGCCAGCUCUCCUGCCCCCUACACUCAGAGCAACCCCAACUACGAUGAGAAGCACUACAUCGAGGCCCUCGGACCUGCUCUCAGAGCCCAGGGCUGGGACGCCCAGUUCAUCGUUGACCAGGGCCGCUCCGGCAAGCAGCCCACCGGCCAGGAGCAGUGGGGUGACUGGUGCAACGCCAUCGGCACCGGUUUCGGUCUCCGCCCCUCCACCAACACGGGCUCCUCGCUCGUCGACGCCUUCGUCUGGGUCAAGCCCGGCGGUGAGAGUGACGGUACCUCGGACACCACCGCGGCCCGCUACGACCACAACUGCGGAAAGAACGACGCCCUCAAGCCCGCUCCUGAGGCCGGAACUUGGUUCCAGGCCUACUUUGAGCAGCUGCUCAAGAACGCCAACCCUGCUUUCUAA
Colletotrichum truncatum is the source of this 1434-nucleotide messenger RNA. The record is from RefSeq and is a predicted model, not a curated record. NCBI's taxonomy places the organism in Eukaryota, Fungi, Ascomycota, Sordariomycetes, Glomerellales, Glomerellaceae.